GAUAGACAAGCUUCGGUCCAUGGCACCAAUCAAGAUCCUGCCCACUUUGAUGCGGGGUAUUUAAAUAAAUACUGAUAAAGAACAUCGGUACCCAUCUCAACACAAAUCCAAUUUCCUGCUCUGAAAGCCACGCUCGAAGAUUCCCACACCCUCAAAUCUAGCCAUGACAUCUCACAUGGCGAAUCCACCCACUGAGAGCCGCCUCUCAACACGCAUCUCCCUCCGAUGGCUCCCAGAACCCGCUUCCGAAACGACUGACACUAUCGUCAUGUCCGUGAAGGGUUGGUAUGUCGACCUUCGCGUAGAUAAGAAAUCCGGUGACAUUGACUGGGCAAUUGCCGGUCAGCGGGUUGUGGAUAGUAGCGACCCUCGCCGCGUGCAGUUUACCCAUGAGAUUGACUCCCAUAACUCUUUUGAUGACGUUGACUGUGGUACCUUUACUACGUUGCCGAAUGGCGAUGACCUGGAGACUGGAUCUAUGUCUCGUCCAGAUCUGCCUGGGGCUCCGGUGACAGAAUAUGAGGAGGUCUGGCGGGAAUUGAGCUUUAGAGAGGGUCCCGAGGGGCCGGGGAAAGGUGUUUCAUGGGUUUUGGAAUCGAGACAUGAUCUCGAAAUUGAGGAAGGCGAGGAGGCGGAAGUUUCGAGGACAUUUUUGGCGAAGAUUUGGGGCACGUAUUUGGUGGUGCAACAGAGGCAGGUAUAUGUGCGCUUAGUAGGUUCUAAGGAUGUAGUGGUGAAGACAGGGCAGGGGGUUAGUGCUAGAAGAGAAGAGUGGGAUUCAAGUGCUGCUGGCUGGUCAGCUAAGUAUGUUCUUGGUCUUGAAGGCGACAGUUUGCCCAGCGCUCAAGACGUCGAGGUCAACGAACAGCUACGAACACCGGGUGGAACAAUUUUGGUCAAAGGUCAGCCAUAUACAAUCCGGUCAUAUGAAGAAAGUGUAUAGUGCGCUGCGCUGUAUUACUCUAUAUACUAUGUACAAGGUCUAUUUAU
Molecule: messenger RNA, 990 nt
Organism: Aspergillus caelatus
Lineage: Eukaryota; Fungi; Ascomycota; Eurotiomycetes; Eurotiales; Aspergillaceae
Exons: 2
Coding region: 164-943 (259 amino acids)
Source: RefSeq, a predicted model, not a curated record